AAGCGGGUUUCUAUGUGACGUCGGUAGCCUUAUCCAAUCCGCUCGUCGUUUUGCCGGUAGGGGCGUUGCUGUGACGUCACGGAAGGACAAAUUCAUUAGGUCUGGAGGACGAUCGCUCUCUGUUAGCCGGUGAGGGGGCUGGUGAACGCCAUCUUGUAGGUUGCCGCCAAAAUGUAUUCCUCCGUUUCGCAGUUAGCGCGGACCAACCCUUUCAAUGCUCCCCACUUUCAGUUGGUGCAGGAUUCUGUAACAUCAAGGAAAAGCAAUGUCCCCCAAGCAAAGCCAAGCCGUCAGCUCGCUGCUGCUGCUGUUCAAGAUGCAGGUGAAUUCAGUUGUGAAUAUGGCUCAACACAGUUUUAUGCAUAUUGUGGCUUUGGUGGAAUCCUGAGUUGUGGUAUAACCCACACUGCUGUCGUACCCCUGGAUUUGGUCAAAUGUCGUCUUCAGGUUGACCCCCAAAAAUACAAGAGCAUCUUCAACGGCUUUUCCAUUACCAUUAAAGAAGAUGGUGUCCGUGGUCUUGCGAAGGGAUGGGCUCCAACUUUCAUUGGAUAUUCAAUGCAAGGCCUGUGCAAGUUUGGUUUCUAUGAAGUGUUCAAGAUACUGUACUCUAAUAUGUUGGGCGAGGAAAAUACCUACAUGUGGCGUACAUCUCUCUACCUGGCUGCGUCUGCCAGUGCUGAGUUCUUUGCUGAUAUUGCUCUGGCUCCAAUGGAAGCUGCAAAAGUACGCAUUCAGACACAACCAGGCUAUGCUAAUACUUUAAGACAAGCUGCUCCCAAAAUGUUUGCUGAAGAAGGCAUCUGGGCGUUUUACAAAGGUGUUGUUCCUCUCUGGAUGAGGCAGAUUCCAUACACAAUGAUGAAAUUCGCUUGCUUUGAACGUACUGUUGAAGCUCUCUACAAGCAUGUCGUGCCCAAGCCCAGAAAUGAAUGUUCAAAGUCUGAGCAGUUGGUUGUCACUUUUGUGGCUGGUUAUAUUGCUGGUGUCUUCUGUGCUAUUGUCUCUCAUCCUGCUGAUUCUGUGGUCUCUGUACUUAACAAGGAAAAGGGAAGCACUGCUGUGGAAGUUCUGAAAAGACUUGGGCCUAAAGGUGUCUGGAAGGGUUUGACUGCCCGUAUUAUUAUGAUUGGUACCUUGACUGCCUUGCAGUGGUUCAUCUAUGACUCUGUGAAGGUUUACUUCAGACUUCCUCGUCCUCCUCCCCCUGAGAUGCCAGAAUCCUUGAAGAAGAAGCUUGGGCUCACUCAGUAAACUUGGACUGAAAUCAUGAAAAACUCCCCCAACAUUUUCAAGAGGCGUUUUUAUAAAUUCAACUAAAUAGGACCUGCAGUUGUUUCAGAUGUAAUUAUUGGUUGUGUUCUCGCCUUGCCCCAUAGCCCACACACUAACUUGGUUUUACCGCUGUACUUAUCUGUUGAAAUAAACAGAUGACCGAG
Molecule: messenger RNA, 1439 nt
Organism: Xenopus laevis (African clawed frog)
Lineage: Eukaryota; Metazoa; Chordata; Amphibia; Anura; Pipidae
Gene: slc25a3.S
Product: solute carrier family 25 member 3 S homeolog
Exons: 8
Coding region: 172-1254 (360 amino acids)
Biological process (GO): mitochondrial phosphate ion transmembrane transport; phosphate ion transmembrane transport
Cellular component (GO): mitochondrial inner membrane; membrane
Molecular function (GO): phosphate transmembrane transporter activity
Source: RefSeq, a predicted model, not a curated record